AUGUCUCAACGGCCAGAAUCCCGAGAGUCUCUCUUGCGAUGGGCCACGCUGCUUUAUAGAGGUGCAUGGUACGCGUCAGAAAGCGGCAAUAUUGCGGAUGUAAGGGAAAUGGCAUCGAAAUCGCAUAAGUAUAGAGUCAAAUUGCUAGGUGCGAAGGAUGACGAGGCCCUUGCGAGUGCUGCAAUGUUGGCCGAAGCCUAUUUACGAGAGGGCCGAUGGGAGGAGUCGGAACAGCUCUUCGUGCAGGUCAUUGAGGCGAGCAAGAUAAAGCUCGGCGUGGACCAUCCCGACACGCUGACCAGUAUGGCCAACCUGGCAUCGACGUAUAGGAACCAGGGCCGAUGGGAGGAGGCGGAACAGCUCUUCGUGCAGGUCAUUGAGGCGAGCAAGACGAAACUCGGCGUGGACCAUCCCGACACGCUGACCAGUAUGGCCAACCUGGCAUCAACGUAUAGGAACCAGGGCCGAUGGGAGGAGGCGGAACAGCUCUUGUUGCAGGUUAUAGAGGCGAGCAAGAUGAAGCUCAGCGUGGACUAUCCCAACACGCUAACGAGUAUAGCCAACCUAGCAUCGACGUAUAGGAACCAGGGCCGAUGGGAGGAGGCAGAACAGCUCUUCGUGCAGGUUAUUGAGGCGAGCAAGAUAAAGCUUGGCGUGGACCAUCCCGACACGCUAAGGAGUAUGGCCAACCUGGCAUCGACGUAUUGGAACCAGGGCCGAUGGGAGGAGGCGGAACCGCUCGAGGUGCAGGUCAUGGAGACUCGCAAGACGAAGCUUGGCGUGGACCAUCCCGACACGCUGAGGAGUAUUACCAACCUAGCGGCGACUUAUUGGAACUAG
Penicillium subrubescens is the source of this 840-nucleotide messenger RNA. RefSeq lists its product as uncharacterized. Gene Ontology annotation, cellular component: kinesin complex. The transcript has a single exon. The coding region runs from base 1 to 840 and encodes 279 amino acids. Gene Ontology annotation, molecular function: protein binding. Lineage: Eukaryota; Fungi; Ascomycota; Eurotiomycetes; Eurotiales; Aspergillaceae. The record is from RefSeq and is a predicted model, not a curated record.